Asparagus officinalis (garden asparagus) is the source of this 1683-nucleotide messenger RNA. RefSeq lists its product as uncharacterized. The record is from RefSeq and is a predicted model, not a curated record. NCBI's taxonomy places the organism in Eukaryota, Viridiplantae, Streptophyta, Magnoliopsida, Asparagales, Asparagaceae. The transcript has 8 exons. The coding region runs from base 1 to 1683 and encodes 560 amino acids.
AUGGCUAAAGAUUUGAGAUGGCAUUUUGGUAACAAAAGCACUAACGGGAAAAUGCGUCACCCUGUUGAUUAUUUAGCUUGGAACAUAGUUAAUGAUAAAUGGCCCUCAUUUGCAGCUGAUCCACACAAUCUCAGACUUAGACUUGCUACUGAUGGUUUCAACCCAUUCUCCAUCUUAAGCUCUAAAUAUAGUUGUUGGCCGGUAAUGCUUGUGAAUUAUAAUUUGCCUCCUAUGUUGUGCUUGAAGAAAGAGAAUAUUAUGCUAACAUUAUUGAUUCCUGGUCCAAAGCAACUGGGAAACGAUAUAGAUAUCUAUCUGCAACCACUUGUAGAUGAUUUGCAAUUGUUGUGGGAGAAUAGGGUUGAGGCUUAUGAUGCAUUUAGUAAAUCAACUUUCAAUUUGAAGACAAUAUUGAUGUGGACUAUAAAUGACUUUCCAGCAUAUGGAAAUAUUGCUGGCUAUUCUACAAAAGGAAGAAAAGCAUGCCCUAUAUGUGGAAAAAAUACACAUCAUAGAUGGUUAUGCUUCAGCAAGAAGUUUUCAUACAUAGGUCACAGGAAAUUUCUGAAACCCUCACAUCCAUACCGAAGAAAGAAAUCGGGAAAAGGUGGAGAUAAAAAAAGGAAAAGGAGUAAUAAUGAGAUGGUGGUGAUGAUGAUGAGGAUGAGGAUGACACAAGUGACAUUGAUAAUCAGAAUGAGCUUACUAGGUGGAAGAAAAGAUCAAUCUUUUUUCUUUACCGUACUGAAGGAACUUCUAUUACAUCAUAAUUUAGACGUGAUGCAUAUAGAGAAAAACAUUUGUGAGAGCAUAAUAAGCACUAUGUUGCAUAGUGGGAAAUCAAAAGAUGGGAUAAAUGCUCGUACAGACUUGGAAGAUAUUGGAAUUAGGAAAGACUUGCAUCCAGAACAGCGGAGAAGCAGAUUGUACAUGAACACACUAAAAAAAUGUGUCCGAAAUCCUGCGAGACCUAAGGGGUGUAUUGUAGAGUCAUACCUAGCUGAAGUGUGCAUUGCCUUUUGUAGCGAGUUUCUAAAACAGUCGAUACAUGUGAAGGAAAAGGAAGUUCGCAAUGAAGAAUUUGAAAAUGAUGUCAUUUUUGAAGGUCGUUCUAUAUCUAAGACUACUUCAAUCACACUUAUCAAUAAAGAGAAAGAUAUUGCACAUCGUUCAUAUGUAUUUGGAGGAGUUGAAAGCAAAAGACAAAUGAUUCCUAUUGUUUCUAAUGAUCAUUCAAAGACAUUAAGAUGGUUGGCAUAUGGUCCUAAAAAGAGUGCACUAUCAUGUAAGGGAUACAUUAUCAAUGGGCUGCGGUUUCACACAAAGGAUGUUAAUGGGGAAACACAAAAUAGUGGGGUGACUUAUGAUGCAAUAACCAUGUGUAGAGAAAGUGCAAAAGAUACUGCACAAGUGGCUGAUCUGUGUUUAAGUGUCAUUGAGCCAAUAAAGGAAAUGGUGUUAAGGAAGAAGAUGGAUUCACACUUAGAAGAUGAUUCAUAUAAUUGGUAUGUAGUAAUGAAGGCACCACCAAGAGGUUACCAUGAGUUGGAGACAGAUGAUGAGAAUGCACCAAGAGGUUACCAUGAGUUGGAGACAGAUGAUGAGAAUGCAGAUGCAUCUUUUUUGCCACAGGAAAUUGAAAUGGAUAUUGAUGAUUAUGAGACAUUUGCCACAGGAAAUUGA